Aegilops tauschii subsp. strangulata is the source of this 705-nucleotide messenger RNA. Lineage: Eukaryota; Viridiplantae; Streptophyta; Magnoliopsida; Poales; Poaceae. The record is from RefSeq and is a predicted model, not a curated record.
AUGGGCCCCCGAGGGACUGCUCCGAGCCCCCCGCCGACGGCCCUGUGCCAGAUCCAAGGAGCAGGUCGGCAACCGCUGCCGUCCCCUCCCGAAUCCGCGACCAGGACGAGCUCCGGCCACCGCCCUGCGCCACCAGCCGGGUCCCCGGCGACAAAUCCAGCCGGAUCUGGCCGGAACCCGGCUCGCCCGCAACCACCAGCACCGCCGCCGCCGCGUCAGAUCCGCCGCCCACCGCAGCCACAAAGGCCGCACCUUGAGCAGGAUCCGCCGCCGCCUUCAGCCGCCGCUGCCGCCAGCCAGCAGGACGACGGCCUCCAGCCCACGCCGCCACAGCCCGCGCCGCCCGGCGGCCAGAUCUGGCCGUUGCAGCAUGGGCACGCCCCGCCGUCGACAGUGCCCGCCACGCAGGCUGCACCAGCGUGCCGGCGCCACCAGAACGCGGAGCCGCCACACCCGCACAACGUCGCGCCGUCACGCCCACCGCUGCGCGACGCUCCGGCCCGAAGAAGCAUGCCCGCGCAGCCCCCUCGAGCAAGAGGACGCCAGCGCCCUGCCGCCGUCGGCACCGGCCGGGCUAUGCCCGGCUGCCCUCUGGCGGCGGCGGAGCAGGGGAAGAGGAGGAGGAGGGGGCGCUCGAAGGAUCUGGUCGCCCUCCCCGUCGCCUCGCGGGGGCGACGCGGGAGGGGUCGGGAGCGCAUCGUCUAA